UCUAUCACCCGCGCCGUGCCGCAUUGACUCGCUGUAUUCUCCCCUCUGAUCACUGUACGAAGGGCAUGUUAAUGUUCGCCGCUCUCCAGCUGCCGCGCGAUCGUACCCGACGCCUACCUUCACCUGCUGGACCCACAGAGACUGGUACUACCGGUUGAACGGCGCACACCCAGGCAACCACACGCCGCUUUCGCGCAACACAUCCCAUCCUUUUGGCACCGAUCCAGAUUCUGCGCCUGCAGAGCGGUGCGAUCGACUGCUAGUUCGACGCGACGACAACUCUGCUACCCUCCUGUGGCGGGAGAGCAUCACGUCUUGGCAAUAUCAAAUGCGCUGCGCCGGUGACACCCUCGAGCUCCGCGACCGCACCGGGGAAUGGUGCUCUCACUUGACGCCUGACAGGUUUCUCUCACCCCUGUUCCCGUAGAUUCUAUCUGUAUAUAACUACCAUGGACCCCGCCGCGCUACUCGACCCAAAAGGCGCGCGUCGACGAGGUGAAGCGCUCCAACUACAAAACAACCUCCCGUCGCCACAUGCACAUGCACCUCAAUUCGACCCGCGUGCUCUACUCAAUCCGAAGUCAUUCUCGAAACGUCCCGCUGCGGAGGAAGAAGUCGAGCGCGGGCGGGAGGACCCCACGAUAGCCGGCCAAGUUUCACUCGUUGAGCGACUGCACAACGUGCACGAGCGCACCGCUUCGCCGUCCAAGAGAGUCAAGACCGACGAGGAGCAGAAAAAGAAGCCUCACUCAAAUCUCGGACCCGGAGGCGCCCUAGAUCUCCAGGCGAACAGCGUCCAGCCAAAUCCAACUGCGGGGCCUGCAAUCGAUCUGACCAUGAGCGAUGAGGAGGAGGGCGACAUCCAAGUCGUCAAGGACAACUCUAUGCAAGUCAUCUGCAUUGGCCGUCUCAAGCACGUGUACGUCCAGUCGCAUACGGUGCCUUUCCCGGACCCGAAGAAAUAUCAAGGCAAUCAUGGCCAACAGGGUCGGAUCAAGGUCUCGUUUCGACGAGGUGGUGGCCAGCGCAACACGAUGAACAUCAUGGUCGUAGACCCCACCGGCAAGGAGUUCGGACGGGUCGACAUGAAGACGGCGCAAGCUCUCGCACCUCUCAUGGAUGCAGCCCAGCUCAGCGGCCUACUGUGGAUGGCGUGGACGGAACCUCGUCGGAAACUGCCGAAUGAAGGACCUCCGGGUUCUAUGCUCUCGACUCUUAUCGCUCUUACCUUUCAACUCUAUUGCCCCCGCAAGGUUGCUCACGAUAUUGGACGGUUCCUCAAAGCGAAGGGAGUCUUGCUUACUGACCCGAUCUUCGAGCUUCAACGAUACGAUUACUUCAAUCCACAGACCCACGCCUCAUUCAACAUUCAAGAAGUGGCCCACCCCACAUUCGAGCAGCCAGCCGCGCGGCAUGCGGCCGGUGCUGGCAGCUAUGUCCUCCGGAGUGUCGAUGAGAUUCGCAGCGAUGUGCAGAACAUGUUCGCCACGCUUAUCAGCAGUGAAAAGAUGGGCGUCAGAGAGCCGUCGACUAUUAUCCGUACGCCUCUGUAUCCACAUCAGAAGCAGGCGUUGUACUUUCUCUGGGACAAAGAGCAGGACUGGAGUGGCGAGGAGGCCGACAACCGGACGGACUCGCUCUGGCAGCCGAAGCUUCGUGAUAAUGGCCGGAAAUACUACGUCCAUGUGAUUACCGGGGAGGAAGCGGCCAACAAACCAGCCAGCUGCCGCGGCGGCAUAUUGGCCGACGAAAUGGGCCUCGGCAAGACCCUCAGUAUCCUCUCGCUCGUUGCCGACCCUGAAUCCGUCGCGGCUAGCAACGCGUUUGCUCAGAGGGCUCCACCAAUCAAGAGCGCCGCGUCGAUGAUUCAACAAGUUAUCAAUAGUCGAGCCACUCUUCUAGUGUGCCCUCUCAGUACUAUGUACAAUUGGAAGGAGCAACUCGAGAGGCACUUUCCUCCUGGUCGCGGGCUCAAGUGGACCAACUACCACGGAAAAGACCGCUCUAAGUUCACGCCGAAAAUCCUCGCUGAUUACGACCUCGUUAUUACGACUUACAACAUGAUUCAGGCUGAUUACAACGAUCGGGGCGCAUCCCUGCCAUAUAUCCACUGGUUUAGGAUCGUGCUCGACGAGGCACACGCUAUCCGGAAUACGUCUACGAAGCAAUCUGUGGCUGCAUGUACGUUGGCAGCUCAGCGUCGUUGGGCAGUAACCGGUACACCGGUUCAGAAUCGGCUUGAGGACCUCGGUGCUCUAUUCCGCUUUCUACACCUGCACCCCUUCGAUACUGGUCCUGGAUUCACCCAACAUAUACUGGCGCCCUUCAAGAACGCCGACGAAGAAGUCGUACCCAAGCUUCAACUCCUAGUCAGUUCAGUAACGCUGCGACGGCUGAAGGAACGUGUGUUGGAGAUCGAGCUACCAGCACGCCGUGAUCUAGUCGUGCGGUUAAAGUUCUCCAAGGACGAGCAGAAGCUCCACGAUUGGUUCGAACAGGAUUCGGCCCGGAAGGUCAACGCGGUGACCUCUGGGGAGAAGCUUGGUGGCCAUUCGUACGCCCGAAUCUUGACCGCUAUCAUGAAUCUUCGUCUCAUCUGCGCUCAUGGACGCGAUCUUUUGAGCGACGAGGCGCUCAAGUUGACGGAUGGCAUGACCUACGAUAACCCCAUGGAGAUCGAGGACGACGACCAGGACGCGCCGGUACUCACACGCAUGCAAGCCUACGACAUGCUUGAGCUUCUAGACCAGACAGAUACCGACCACUGCGGCUACCCCAACUGCCAGAACACUCUUCUCGGAGCGAGCGACGACUUUGACGACUCUGACGACGAGGCCGAGAGCAAGCCUAAAAAGGAUGUCAUUGGCCACAUGACUCCUUGCUAUCACGUUGCCUGCGCCAAGCAUACCUCCACCCUCCGGGACGAUUUUAACAAGAACACAAUGCCGGAUGGCUUUUCACUCUGUCCGUUCUGUGAGAGCCGCAUUCGACCCGUGUCUUUCGAGUUGAAGCAUAGUGACUGGAGGGCCUAUUUGGAGGAGCGUGAGCGUAUCAGGAAGGACCCCAAGCUAGCCAAGAAGAUCGGUGCUUAUGCAGGCCCGCACACGAAGACCAAGGCUCUACUCGAGGACCUGAAGGAGCAUAGGGAGUGGAGCUUCGCUCACCCGACUGAACCGCCUAUCAAAAGUGUCAUCUUCUCCACAUGGACCACCCACCUUGAUCUCAUCGAAAUCGCUCUCAACAAUGACAGCCAUACGUACGUACGCCUCGACGGCCGCAUGCCCCGCGAAGCUCGCAAUAGGUCUCUAGAGUCAUUCGACAAAGACGACUCAGUGCACAUUAUCCUCGUUUCGAUCGGUGCUGGCGGUCUCGGUCUCAAUCUCACGAAGGCGAGCAAGGCCUACGUCAUGGAGCCGCAGUUCAAUCCUGCUGCUGAGGCACAGGCGGUCGAUCGCGUACACCGUCUCGGUCAGACACGCGAGGUCACGAUCAAGCGUUUCAUCAUGGAGAACAGCUUCGAAGAGAAGAUGUUGGAGCUUCAGCGCAAGAAGAAGGCGCUCGCUGACCUUACUAUGGCCCGGGAGCGGACUACCAAAGAAAAGAUGGCCAAGCAACGUCUAGAGGACCUUAGGUCUCUUUUCCGCUGAGGAUUCGCGGGUUCAGUGGCGUUUACGGGUGAUGCUACUGGGGAGUUUCUUGAAUUCAGCAGCGGACGGACAAAAACGCGAUGGCAGAUGCGUGCACGAUUUUCGGCUAUCGUUUAGGAGGCCCUCUUAUCUUUGCUGGCCGCGUAUUGAGUUUCGAUGAGGCGUACGGUACGGGAGUUGACUGCACAUAUUCCCCUAGAGGACUUUAGGAUUCGGUUCGUGCGCUCGACACAGGAAUGCUUGAUCUGCCCCUUCGCAAGGAAAUUUUUCCUGCAUAGUCAUAGCAUAGCUUCACGAUAGACGUGUCUACAAAAAUUCCUCUCUUCAUGC
Molecule: messenger RNA, 3977 nt
Organism: Trematosphaeria pertusa
Lineage: Eukaryota; Fungi; Ascomycota; Dothideomycetes; Pleosporales; Trematosphaeriaceae
Exons: 7
Coding region: 450-3647 (1065 amino acids)
Cellular component (GO): cytoplasm
Molecular function (GO): ATP binding; ATP-dependent chromatin remodeler activity
Source: RefSeq, a predicted model, not a curated record